Molecule: messenger RNA, 2919 nt
Organism: Aplosporella prunicola CBS 121167
Lineage: Eukaryota; Fungi; Ascomycota; Dothideomycetes; Botryosphaeriales; Aplosporellaceae
Exons: 2
Coding region: 1-2919 (972 amino acids)
Molecular function (GO): protein binding
Source: RefSeq, a predicted model, not a curated record
AUGGAUGGAGACGCCAGCAACUUCCACCACCUGCUGUCCAACUUAAACCUCGACGCACCUGCCCUGCACGAGCAGUCAUCCUCUACUGCUCAUGCUCCCGCCCUCUCGCCCCGGGCCUCGUUGCCCAUCUAUGCUCCGAGCGCCGCCACCGCCUUAAAUUCGCUAUUUUCCUCUGGCCCCGCCGUUGAUUCGCCCCCGCCUCGCGCACAGCGUCCACGCCCGCGAGCAACCCGUAGCAUCACCUCGGCCCUCACCAUCACGCCCGCUUCGCACCGAGCCGACCCUUCGCCCGCCUCCUCGCGCCGUCCGCCCAUCUCCCGCGCCGAAAAGGAUGUCGACGACCCUACCACCCCCGUAGAGUCGUCGCGGUCUGCCGACAGGCGCGAGUUUCAGAAUCUGACCACGCUUAACAAGCUAUUUGCUGGCCCCUCGCCUAACACGUCACGUAUGUCAUCUUACAACCAGAUCAGACCUCUAGCUCAACCCGCCAUGGCCCUGGGCUCGGUCGGCGUCCACCUUUACCAGCGAGGUCUGCUCGAUGGCCGGCACUCGGACAUCACUGUUUGCGCUUUUGGCAAGAGCUACAAGUUACAUCGCCUGGUCCUCGACCAGGCUCCUUUUUUCAGCUCAGCCCUGUCAGGCCCUUGGCUCGAGAGCCACUCGAAGGAGAUCACCCUGCAUCCCGAAGAGAUAGACGCAUGCAUCACUCAGAACGCCUUUGAACUGACUCUCAAACGCCUUUAUGGAUGCGACAUCUCUGACGAGGAAGAUGCCGAGUGUCUGGGUCUCUUUGCGACGGCGUGCUGGCUGGACAUGCAAGACCUCGUUGACUCUAGCAUCGAUUCUAUCAUGCGGCGCAUGCAUCCCGACAAUCUCGGUCCUCUCAUCAAGCUCGUGACCAUUCAAUACUAUGGUCGCGCGGGUCAAAGGGUCUUGGCAUCCGCCAAAGCAAUGCUCUGCAGGGACGGUUGCGAGAUGACGCUGAGGAACUGGGACGAGAUUCCCGGCGAAAUUGUGCGUGAAAUCGUCGGUGGCGACGGCUUUUACGUGCAUGGGGAGUGGGAAAGAUGGGCCCUUGCCAAAUGCCUGCUGGACAGGCGUCUCAAGAAAGUGGCUGUAGAGCUGGGCAUUAUCAAGUCGACCAAGGUCCGCGGCGUCAAAGCCCCAGACACUCUUGCGCUGAUGGCUGUACGGUUCGACUCGGUUUACCGACAGAAUGCCAUUACCACUGGACUGUCCCGUCAAUCCCAGAACGAGCAAGAAUGCUGGAUUUCACUGUACACUCACCACGAGAUCGAGCCACUUCUUGUCUUGCUCGAAGAAGGCAUUCACUAUAUUCACCUUGACUUUGAGGAGCUGCAGUACAUUCGCCAAGCCCGCGACGUUUUCAACUUACCCAUAGUGUCCGAAAGGACCACCACGAAUGCUCUCUGGAUGCAGAUGGAGCUCCGCCAAAAGGUCACGGCCGCUGACCCGCAGGACAUGGAGCUUGGAUUGAGUCAAACAGCUGAGCCUGAACAGCCUCACAGGAUUGAGGCGUCGGCAGCAACGUCUGGCAAGGGCAAAGCGCCUGCCUCUAACGGCAACGCGAUUGAAAGCGAUGAUGAGGAGAUGGACUCUGGCAGCUGGGAUGCAAACGGCAAACCGCGCAAGUUUUGGAUUCCGUCUACUGACUGCAACAUUGUCAUGGGCGGUGCAGCUGAGCCCGUUGUCACGACCACCAGCUCCUCUCCACGACAUGCUUCGCGCCUAUCUGCGACGCUUCAGCCGGCCGACGCGCAGUGGGCGACUGAUUUCACCAUUUCACCAGACGCUGAUCGCAUACCAACGCCUCUACGGCCAGGCUCCGCCGGCAGGGACAACACAUCUCCGUUUAGAGGCAAGGGCGUCUCCUACACUAACUUCCCACCGUUCCGCUUUGCUGCCGAAUUUCCUAAUCCGCGCCUGCUAAAAGAGAAGAAACGCGUCUACUCGCGUACAGUCUUCUACGCCGGCUCGCUGUGGAACAUUUAUAUCCAAAAGGUUCGCUCGGCCAAGAACCCUCAGCUCGGAGUGUACCUCCACCGUGCCAAAGAAUACGCUACCGAUGACAGCAUUGGCACCAACUCGACCGGAUUUUCUGCAGCCUCGGUCGACGAGCGCAUAGGACAAUUAGAACGCGACAUGCUGCUCCGUAGCGGAAGCCAAAUUCACAGACGGCGUGGCAGCCGCAGCCGACGCGCUCAGCAAAUCGCAACGGCUAUGAUCGGUGUGGGCCCCGAGGAUGACAACGCCAGCAGCAGCGGUGAUCCGGACAUCAGCGUGAUGUCAGACAACUUCGCACCACAGCCCCGACGCCGCGAGGAGCCCGUCUUCACGACCAACAUGCCCGACUGGAUGCGCCCUCAGUUUUCAGACUCAAGCGAUGACGAGUCGGAUGGGGGUUCCUCGGACGAGGCGGCACCUAUGCUGCGGGGCAACAACGCGGCUUCAGAUUCCACUUCAAACCUGAACGACAUGUCCUCCUCCAAGUACUCGGAGUCCGGGACCACGAAAACAGAGCGACCGACCAUCCCCCCUUACAUCGAUGGCCGCCCGACUAUCAAGACGUACUUCAAGAUCUACUCGCCGUCGAAGGGCGGACGCUUGCUCUCGGUGUAUGAGUCGGCGCCCGACAAGUUCAAUUUCAGCCAGAGCUGGGGCUGGAAGAGCAGCACGCUGAUGCUGGAUGAUGCGACGGCAGGGACGGCAGCAGGCGCGGCUGGUGGUGCUGCAACGUCGGCGGGAGGCGAUGUGGAUGGCAUGCCGCCUUCUGGUGAAGGUGACGGGGGUGACAAUGAUGGUGGUAAUAGAGCAGGCGCUGCGGCGUGGAAGGAGCGUGGCUCGAGGAAGAAGGGCGAUGGGCUACUGAGGUUCAUGGUCGUAAUUGGGAAUCUGUGA